UUUGAUUGGUGUUGAUUGUUGAUGCUUUUAUUGUUUGUUAACUAGCUGAAUUUCAAUACUAGUUGUUUAAAAAAAAUGAACGAAACUUGCAAUUUUUGUCUGGAAUUCCACGUUUCUUGUAUUAAAAUGAAUGAUGUAAAUAUAAGACAUAUAACCAAAACCAUUUUUCCAGCGAAGAAUAUGGAUAGCUAUAAAGAUGCUCUUAUUUGUGCUGCAUGUCAUAGCAGUCUUAAGUCAGUGUACGAUUUUACCACAAAUGCUAAAGAAAGUAAUCGUAAGCUAUGUGCUGCCGUGAUAAAAAAUGACAAAUUGUGUCAAACCUGUACAACACCAGUGGAAAACAGUGACAUAGGCAUAUAUUUGUUUAAUCAUUUUGAAAAUGCAAUUCCUUAUUAUGAAAUAAAGGAAAUGUUGGAUUAUUCUUCCCUUGAUUUGGACUUUGAAAACUAUCAGUGCCCUGUAAUUUGUAGUAUCUGUUUUGAGAAAUUGCAAAACUCCUUCCAUUUCUUGAAGAAAUGUGCUGAAAACGAACAAAUGAUAUUUUUCGAAGAAAAUUCUUUUAUGGAAGAAAAUUUUGUUCAAAUUGAAGACAUUAAGCAAGUGGAUUAUAGAACCCCUGAAAUAAAAAUCGAAUUUGUCGAAGAAACAAUUAAAAAAGAACCUCUAGAUGCAGUUGAAGAUAACUUGUUAGGCACAUUGACAGAAUAUGAUGAAUAUUAUUCCAGUUUUACAAAUAAUUUUGUAUAUUGUAAAGAAGAGAUAUUGGAAGAAGCAUCUGAAAGGAAGUUGUUUGUAAAAUUAGAACAACUAGAUUCUCCUGAUGUAGUACAUGAGGAGGACACAAAAAGUGAAAAGGCAAAACCUGCCCUCAAAUGCGACCUGUGCCCAUUUACCACACAGAAGAAGUACAGAUACAACCUACACAUCACGACGCACAUGACCUUAGAAGAAUGCGCGAAAAACAACGCCCUGUUCAAAUGCGACAACUGCGCGUACCGCACGAAGAGAAAAUACUCUCUAAUAAGACAUUUCAAAGAGGUGCACAGACUAGCUUACGUUUGCGAAAAGUGCGGUUAUGAAACCAACUCGGCGCUAUCCUUCAAAUUACAUGUGCAGACGGAGCAUAACAACAACAUAAUUUCGUACACCUGUAAGGAAUGUCCAUACAUUGCUUUCACGAAAGUGAAACUUAACCAGCACGUCAAAACGCACGACCUUCACAACGUCUUGCUGAAGUGUAGCCAAUGCGAGUUCGAAACGAAAGAGGUGGCACGUCUGAACGAGCACAAGAUGUGCCAUAAACACAUGAAAGUGGGAAAAUUGUACAAGUGCGAGUUCUGUUCUUAUCAGGUGAAGAAAAAGUCCACCAUCGACCGCCACGUUUUGACACAUUUUACUAAAAAACAGCUGUCUGAUAAAUUGUACAAGUGUCACCAGUGCCAUUACAAGGCCAAGAGGAAGGAUAGUUUGGCGAUUCAUAUCCGGAAUCUACAUGCGGUGCAGCACGGAACAAGAAAAUAGCUAGCAGGAGAAUAGUGGCUUCUUGAAUUGUACACUUUUAUUGCAGAACUGUUUUUUUUACUUUGUUGUUAAGAUUGAAAUGAAGACGCUGUAGUUGAAAUUUCACAUGGGAAUGUAUUCGUUUAACAAUAAACA
Molecule: messenger RNA, 1656 nt
Organism: Anoplophora glabripennis (Asian longhorned beetle)
Lineage: Eukaryota; Metazoa; Arthropoda; Insecta; Coleoptera; Cerambycidae
Product: transcriptional repressor CTCFL-like
Exons: 4
Coding region: 76-1521 (481 amino acids)
Biological process (GO): regulation of transcription by RNA polymerase II
Cellular component (GO): nucleus
Molecular function (GO): zinc ion binding; RNA polymerase II transcription regulatory region sequence-specific DNA binding; DNA-binding transcription factor activity, RNA polymerase II-specific
Source: RefSeq, a predicted model, not a curated record